This is a messenger RNA of Medicago truncatula (barrel medic), 2321 nucleotides long. RefSeq names its product cysteine-rich receptor-like protein kinase 10. Gene Ontology annotation, biological process: protein phosphorylation. Gene Ontology annotation, molecular function: protein serine/threonine kinase activity; ATP binding. Bases 59 to 2074 code for a protein of 671 amino acids. The transcript has 7 exons. NCBI's taxonomy places the organism in Eukaryota, Viridiplantae, Streptophyta, Magnoliopsida, Fabales, Fabaceae. Gene Ontology annotation, cellular component: plasma membrane. The record is from RefSeq and is a predicted model, not a curated record.
AAAUUGAUGUAUUACUUUGAAUAAAGAUCUCUAAGGCACAAACUUCACAUAUAAACUAAUGAUCAGAAACUGUAAUUGUAGCAGCAGAAGAAUGCUUCAUCUAUGGUUAUUUACCAUUAAAUUGAUAUACCUUUUCUAUAUUGUUGUAGGCCAAAACAAUAGCAAUUCACAAGAACUACUUGAAUAUAGAUAUGCAUGUUUGGACCAAUCUUCUACUCCUCCCUCUACCACAUACCAAACCAACCUCAACAAUUUAAUCUCUUCAUUAUCAUCAGAUUCUGCUUCCAGCAAUGGUUUUGGAAAUAGUACUUCAGGUGAUAAUCAAAACAACAUGGUUUAUGGACAGUACCUUUGUCGUGGCGAUGUUAAUACAAGUCUUUGUCAUUCAUGUGUUCAAAACUCUAGCAGAUUGCUCAAACAACACUGUCCUAAUAAUGCAUCAGCAAUUUUGUGGUACCCUUUUUGUCUUCUAAGGUACUCAAAUAAGAAUUUCUUUGGUAACCUUACUAUAAGACCAAGGAUUCCUAUGUUUGAUGUAGCACAAAAUUUAACUAGUGCUGGUGAAUUUGAUAGUGAUGCUAGGGUUUUGAUGAAUGGUUUGAUACAAAUGGGAUCACAAACACCAUUGAUGUUUGGAACACAUAUGUUUAACAUAAAUGGUACUCAAAGAAGGUAUGGUUGGGUACAGUGUAGCAGAGAUAUUACUAGCGAGGAAUGCAGAACUUGUUUGAGCAAUAUGCUUGAGGAUGUUGAAAAUUGUUGUAUGGAGAAGAAAGUGUGGAGAAUCUUUUCUCCAAGUUGUAUUGUCAUGUAUGAAACUCAGCCAUUCUUUGUGAAUGGUACAGUUUCUGAAGCUCCUGUGCCUCAACAAGCUAAUGAAAAGGAUGGCACAAGGUCAUGGAUAAUAAUAAUCAUUGUUGUAAUUGGAGCAGUAGUAGCAGCUCUAGUGGUUUUCAGCACAUACUAUUUCUGGUGCUUGAAACAUCGAAAAAAGAGAAAUUUUAUGCAAGGCCAUAGUCGAAUAUUUUCUCAAGAUCAGACUGACAUUGAGAAGACUGGAAAUACUGACCUACCUAUGAUGCCUCUGAGUACUAUUCUAAAAAGUACUAAUAAUUUUUCCGAUGAAUAUAAAUUAGGGAAAGGUGGAUUUGGAACUGUCUACAAGGGUGUUCUAGCAGAUGAAAAGGAAAUUGCUGUUAAAAGGCUUUCAAAAACUUCUUCUCAAGGUGUGGAGGAAUUAAAAAAUGAAAUAAUAUUGAUUGCCAAAUUGCAGCAUCGAAACCUUGUCAGACUAUUGGCUUGCUGCAUCGAGCAAAAUGAAAAGCUUCUUAUCUAUGAAUACUUGCCUAAUUCAAGCCUUGAUUUCCACCUAUUUGAUAUGGUGAAGGGUGCACAACUAGCUUGGAGACAGAGAUUAAAUAUUAUUAAUGGGAUUGCUAAAGGGCUUCUAUAUCUUCAUGAGGACUCUAGGCUCAGAGUUAUUCACAGAGACCUGAAAGCUAGCAAUAUUCUAUUAGAUCAAGAAAUGAAUCCAAAAAUCUCAGAUUUUGGACUUGCAAGAACAUUUGGAGGAGACCAAGAUGAAGCAAAUACAAUUAGAGUUGUAGGAACUUAUGGAUAUAUGGCUCCAGAAUAUGCUAUGGAAGGAUUGUUUUCAGUAAAGUCAGAUGUUUUCAGCUUUGGUGUUCUUUUGCUAGAGAUCAUCAGUGGAAGAAAAAACAGUAAAUUCUAUCUUUCAGAGCAUGGGCAAAGCCUUCCCAUAUUUGCAUGGAACCUUUGGUGUAAAAGAAAAGGCUUCGAACUGAUGGAUCCAUCGAUUGAAAAGUCGUGUGUACCUAGUGAAUAUCUGAAGUUUUUACAUAUCGGACUAUUGUGUGUACAAGAAGAUGCAGCAGAUAGACCUACAAUGUCAAGUGUUGUUCACAUGCUUGCAGGUGACACGGUGACUCUUCCAAGCCCUACACGCCCUGCAUUUUCUGUUGGUAGAGCUAGAGCUAUCGUUGACCGAGAAUCUUCGUCAAACACUUCUAUCUCUGCCAAUGAAGUAACCUUGUCUGAAUUGAUGCCUAGAUGAAUAAUGAAACUGGACAUGUUCUUCAUCUUAGCUUUUGUAGGAUUCAGAAAACUUUUAGGUAAUUGUAAGCUACUCAAAACACAGAACUAGUAGGCAGAUUACAUAAAUUUUUGGUGUAAAAAUGAUUGACUCUUUGGAAAUAUGUAUCUUAGGUAUUUGUUAUGGCUUAUGCUAUUUUGUACAGCACAUUCUUGUAUUUUUCAGACAACAUUUUUCAUUCAUGGCAAAAGCUUUGGUUUGUUGUCAA